AUGGCGUGCCGAAAGUCGCACUCGGCGCAGCACACAUGGGGACUCCAAACUCUUCCAUGUGAGUUACGGCAUCAAAUCCUGGAAGAUCUUCGACAGCAAGCCGGCACAGACCAAAGAUUUUCCGCCUGGGCCCACGUUGCGCGGGAAUGGCAACGGUUCUUUGAGCCAGACCUUUUCGAGUCUCUGAGCCUCCAGACUCCCCGCCCAGAUAUGCGGCAGUUCGAGAAUGUGGUCGUGAAUGGUCGACAGAAGUUUGUCAGAAAGAUUUCUCUUCAUGUGCAUUUGGCGCGGUACUCCCAAAAAGAGAACUACGAGUUCGAGGAUGAAGAUACAAGAAAGGCUGACAUAAAGGCAUUCUCUGACGCCAUACUCAACCUCUUCUCGGUCCUGUCUGAAUGGAAAGAUGGUGCCUCAGCUCAAGGCCUCACAUUUGAGUUGAUUACGACCUUCAUCGAAACACCGGGGCCUACGUCACCAGGAUUCAAUACCAAGCAUUAA
Molecule: messenger RNA, 498 nt
Organism: Colletotrichum gloeosporioides
Lineage: Eukaryota; Fungi; Ascomycota; Sordariomycetes; Glomerellales; Glomerellaceae
Exons: 2
Coding region: 1-498 (165 amino acids)
Source: RefSeq, a predicted model, not a curated record